Messenger RNA from Juglans regia (Persian walnut), 669 nucleotides. Its product is annotated as protein TAPETUM DETERMINANT 1-like. Gene Ontology annotation, biological process: cell fate determination. Bases 43 to 615 code for a protein of 190 amino acids. The record is from RefSeq and is a predicted model, not a curated record. Lineage: Eukaryota; Viridiplantae; Streptophyta; Magnoliopsida; Fagales; Juglandaceae. The transcript has 3 exons.
UCCAACAGAGUCUUCCAUAUUCCUUUCAUCGUUCUCCCAAGGAUGAGGGACUCUUCCUUCUCCUCGUCGUUCUCGAAACUCCAAAUCCUCACUGUACUGGCUUUAGCAGCGACGACGCUGUCGUUGUUCUUCCAUGUCGUCGUAUUAAUGUCGCCUCUGCUUCUGUCAGGUGUGAGGAGGAGCUCCUUUAUCCUCUUCGACAAUGAAAACUCCACGACGCUGAUCACUGCACUGCAUCGCAAGCUUCUUCUUCAUCAUGAUGGUGAGAGACCAGCAGGAAUGAAGGAAACGAACCGGAUGUGGGGGGAAAGGUGUAGCAAGGAGGACAUAGAAGUGAGCCAAGGCCCCACAGCCCCACUCCCAAGUGGCAUUCCCACCUACACCGUAGAGAUCAUGAAUGUCUGCUUCACAGGCUGCGACAUUUCCGGCAUUCAUUUGAGCUGUGGAUGGUUCAGCUCUGCCCAUCUCAUCAACCCUAACAUCUUCAAGAGGCUUGGCUACGACGAUUGCCUUGUUAAUGACGGCAAGCCCUUGCUCUAUGGCUCUAUCCUCUCUUUCCAGUAUGCCAAUACCUACCCCUACCCACUUUCCGUCUCCACGGUUGUCUGCGUUUAACUCACGUACAUGCAACUAUAUAUAGUUUUUGAGUUUUUUUUUUUUCUCUCAUAA